Molecule: messenger RNA, 2268 nt
Organism: Macroventuria anomochaeta
Lineage: Eukaryota; Fungi; Ascomycota; Dothideomycetes; Pleosporales; Didymellaceae
Exons: 9
Coding region: 1-2268 (755 amino acids)
Source: RefSeq, a predicted model, not a curated record
AUGGAGGUGAAAGGCAACAGGCAUUUGUUUGACCCGUAUACAUCAUGGAAAUGGGGGUUUCCGAACGCAUAUCGCAAGCCUGGUUUUGGUUACCAGAAGCUCGCAAAACAUCGUCACCGGGAUGUCUUCGAGCGCGAGUGGGUGGGCGACUACGAUGAUCGCUACAUCUCAUCAUGGGACGGCAAGAUAUCUAAGCUGGUCGUUCAAGCUAUCGAUGAAAUCUAUGACAACGACAUCACGUCCACGUAUCGUCGUACGUUCAUCCGAACGAUCGCGCCGGUGUAUCUGAGGUUGGCAAACUGGCCGUUCAACCAUGUGGAUCCUAACAAUAAUGAUGGUAAACCCACUAGUGAAGACAUGCCCAUGCUCUGCCUCAAAUGGUUCAUCACGUCUAUCGCAAUCACUUUUGUGAUAUCUAGCCCGAGCUCUGCUUCAAUUCCUCCUCGAAACGGUGGCUGUUACGACCCGGUGCCUUACAGGUACUAUGGCUACCCCAAAGUAACACGCAACGCCAUGGAACUGGACAGUCCGAGAGGCUGCAGGGAUGCGAACCCAGUCGCUGAGCGCGUCUUGCGUCCUCGAUACCUCUGCUUUCUACGAGAGCCAGGCGAGCCGGCUUUGAUUAUGAACGUAGAAGAGUGGAUCACGCAGUACAAGUCCGAGCGCAACUUGGCUUAUGUAUUCAUUGCAUAUACGGCAGAGCAGUUUCAGAGCAGCGAGGACCUCAUGGCACUCCAUCAGAUGGCUGAUGCGGCUGCUCGUAAUGCUGGCGUGAUGGCGUACUGGGUUGGUUGCUCUUGUAUGCCAGAUUCGGAUCAACUUCAAGAAGACGUCUAUCGAAUCUGCGAUGUGAUUCGGGGUGCUCAGUCCCUGGUCAUUGCUGUCGGACAACCCCCAAAUGACAGACAGGACAUCAGCACCACGGACCUUAUGCUACAGCAAUGGGGCAAACGCAUUUGGACUUUCCCAGAGGUUUUGCUCGCACCCGCGGGCAAGGAGAUCAAAGUCUAUCAGCGCGGCGGUGAUCUCAUGCAGCCAUUGCGCGUUCCGAAGAACCAGUUCGCAGCCAAGGUGUGGAAAGAAGAUGCUCACACCGCACGCCAGCUCAUAGACCACUACGAGGGUAGUCUCAUUUUGACUCAGCUCGAGCUGGUCACGCUUGCGCUGGAAUGUCUCCAGAAACGAGAUACUAACGAGUAUCUUCGUGGAGACCACAGCUACGCUCUCAUGGGCCUGCUGCGCACUCGACCAAAGAUUGAUCCUACAGACACUGCCUUUCAAGCUUUCGCACGCCUUUCCAUGGCAAACGGCAGCGACCAGCUCUUAGAGCGCCUUAUCUGCGUACUCCCUAGGACCCCGAAUCAACCUUGGCACUCAUUGGAUGACGCUUUUGGUUCCAAGCUUUGGGAAAUUCUACCUGAAGGGGUUGAGAUUUCUGGCAUUGGCCAGGACGACAGCGUUAUCCUUGACGGCUGUCGCGCCGCCAAUGUGCGCUGGAAGUCUUUCACCCCCGUAGCUAAUACGCGUCGUCCAUCCUGGAAGCGAUACAUCGCGGAGAAGUUGCUGCGACUUGGUGGUGUUACCUUCCUUAUCGGUAUCGUGCUCGUUGCUAUACCAAACCCUGCCGGCCCCGGCCAAGGACUGUCACCCACUCAAGGUGCCGGUGUCUUCCUCAUCAUCUACUCUCUCUUCCUCAUGUUCCUCUCACCUUGGCUGCUGCGCAUGCUCUACCUCGGCAAGUUCUGGGAUCAGCAGUGCUGGCUGUUUGGCUUUGAGGGGUACAUGCCUAUCGAGACCAUCGAAGCACAGAUCUUUGGUGGCAGGCUAGGCCGGCUGAGGUGGACGCCGUAUGCAAGCCCACUUUCGAGACAUCACAGGAACGAGCACAACGAGUGUGUGCCUGAUGAUCCCACCACGGAUCGGGAGAUCAAGGCGCUGGUCGAGAGGUGCAAGCACGCUGGACCCGGAGAGCAGAGACUGUUCACAUUGGUUGACACUGGCAACAUGACAGUAACCCUCUUCCAGGCCACCCGUCCACCAACUUGUUUCCUUAUGGCGGGGUCAGAGGGCGGCAUGAAGCGCAUCGUGGGCUGCUCGUACGAUUGGACCACCGCGACUAUGUACAGAGAGACGGUGCUGCGCAUGGAAACCAAGUUCGAAGACAAGAUGUCGCGCAUUGGUCGAGUCAAGGUUGGUUUCAGGCGCGAACAGCACCCAGUAGCGCCGUUGAUUCAUGUUGGUGAAGCCGCUGGUAUGAGAGUGGAGUGA